AUGCUUUCAGACAAUUGGGAGGUUCUUGCUACUAAAGCGCAACUGAUUUAUCAAAAUUCGUUGGAAAAAUCAUUAAAAUUGGUGAAUUUUGAUAAAGCUCUUGGACAAAAAUACAACGAGCUUCCUAGUGCUAAAGGUGAGACGACAAAAGAUUAUGGGUCACCAACAAAACACCCAUUUCAAUUGUACUUAAAAACAGUACCACAAUCGGUAUUGGACAUUACAGAAAAAGAACCAGUUGACUUAUUAACCGAUUUGAAGAAUGGAAAAUUUACAUGUGUUGAAGUAUUGAAAAGUUAUAUGACUGCAGCUAUUAUUGCUUCUAAAUUGACAAACUGCGUUCAGGAAUAUUUACCUGAUGAAGCAUUAGAAUAUGCCGAAUAUUUAGAUAGGAACCAUGAGACUAUGAAAGAUUUACCAUUAUACGGGUUACCCUUUUCUAUUAAAGAGAUGAUCCCAUUUAUUGGACGUGCAGUGACUCAUGGAUCAUUAUGUUAUCUUGACAGAAUUGUUGAUUACAAUGCUGAUAUAGUCAACAUUUUGAAAAAAAACGGUGCUUAUCCAUUUGUUCGUACCACCAAUCCGCAAUCGUUAAUGAUGCUUGAGUGUGUUUCUUAUGCCCAUGGACGUACUGUUAACAGUUUCAAUAGCGAAUUGACUAGUGGCGGUUCAUCUGGAGGCGAAGGGGUGUUGAAUGGCUUAUAUGCUAGUCCAUUUGGUUUGGGAAGCGAUAUUGGUGGCAGCAUUAGAAGUCCUGCGGCGUUUAAUGGCAUUUAUGGAUUGAGAAGUACAUUAGGCAGACUACCAACGGCCGACUAUUUUUCAUGUAAUAGAGGCUCAGAAUCGAUUUUAUCAGUAACUGGCCCAUUAUCGAGAUCUUUGGAAACGAUUGACUUAGUGAUGAAAACGAUAAUUGAUUCUAAGCCAUGGUUAAUUGAUCCUACAUUAGCACCUAUUGAAUGGAAACACACCAAACAAGAUAAAUUUAGGAUUGGGAUAAUGGUAUCUGACAAUAUUGUGAAUCCGUCACCACCAGUUAAGCGUGCUUUGAAUAUCGUUCAAGAGAAAUUAUCCGAAUUGGGCAACUUUGAGCUUGUUCCAUUUGAACCUUUUCAACAUGAAAGAACAAUGCCCAUUUUGGGAAAGCUUUAUUUUGAAGAUGGCGGACGUGAUUUCAAGGCAACUUUGAGCUCAACUGGGGAACCGCUACUUGUGCAAACAAGUUGGGCAAUUGACGGGGCAAAGGACUUGGAAAUGCAUGAGCAAUGGUACUACAAUUUAGAGAAACAAAAGUAUAGAAAAGAAUAUUUGCAAUAUUGGGUUGAUAAAUAUACUGAUAAGGAUGGGCAUAUUUUGGAUGCUGUAAUUGCACCCGUGUUCCCUAACGUUGCGCCAAAACAUGAGACUUCUAAAUACUGGGGAUAUACUUGUCAAUGGAAUCUCUUGGAUUACCCAGUAUUGGUAUUUCCAGUGACCACUGUUGAUGAGAAUUUAGAUCAUCCAUUGGCAGAGUACAAACCAUUGAAUGAAAUUGAUGAGUACUUUUACAAACAAUAUGACGAUGCAAAAUCAUUCGCCAAAGCUCCUGUAAAUCUAAGCUUGAUCGGAUUGAGAAAUACCGAUGAGAAACUAAUUGAGAUUGGAAAGAUUUUGAGACAAGAGAUUGGUGAUACUCAUUUUUGUUUCAAAAAAGUUAAAUGA
Molecule: messenger RNA, 1701 nt
Organism: Lodderomyces oxycetoniae
Lineage: Eukaryota; Fungi; Ascomycota; Pichiomycetes; Serinales; Debaryomycetaceae
Exons: 1
Coding region: 1-1701 (566 amino acids)
Source: RefSeq, a predicted model, not a curated record